Saccostrea cuccullata (small rock oyster) is the source of this 777-nucleotide messenger RNA. RefSeq lists its product as uncharacterized. NCBI's taxonomy places the organism in Eukaryota, Metazoa, Mollusca, Bivalvia, Ostreida, Ostreidae. The transcript is spliced from 5 exons. The annotation marks the transcript as partial. The record is from RefSeq and is a predicted model, not a curated record.
GGAGCAUGAAAACAAGCAGUCACUGAAACGAAAACAAGUCCUCAGAAAUACGGAAGAAAAAUAUGUUGACACUCUUCUAUCUUGUGCUAGGCUUAGCCUCAUCAACAUUAGCUAAUCCAACCACAACAACAACAGCACCAACAACAACAACUAGAGCCCCUGAUCUUGCCUGUCCCAUGUGGAAGUCAUAUGUGGACACCUUUAAUCGUGGGGGUGGGGGACAGUCUGUGAGAGACAGGGGGGUGAUGUUUAUGUGUAAAUUCCACCCAGAGAAGUGUGAACAGUUGGACUGUGAAGGAAGGUUCAGCAAUGCAUUGACAGGAACCUUUCAGUAUUGUUUGAACAUGAUCCUGAACCACUGUGAUAAUCCUAUCAGUAUGGAUGUUAGCAUCAGCGUGGAUAAAUUCAACUUUAACUUCGCCCAGCGAGUCACACACAACUCGCAAUUCCCUUUGACCAUCAAGAACCAGAAUUUCAGUCUUUCUGGGAUUCCCCUCCAUGAGUACCUGGAGUUCACCCUGGUGAAGCUUAAUGCCACAGCUGUAAGAAUUGGAAUGAAGCUGGCGACAGAGUUGUGUAUCCCAAACCUCGGUUGUACCUUUAACAAGAAGAUAAAUCUGAUACCAGACAGUGUGGUACCUGUCUCUACAUGUGCUAAAUCAACCGUAACACCUCUACCAAAGGCACCCAAGUGUGGCAAAGGAACCACUGGUGGUGGUGGUGGUAAAGUAGUAUUCACCACCACCAAAAUGCCACCACACACCACCUACAAGUCAG